AUGAUUCAUAUAGAGAAAACACGUACAUCCUCUUUUGUUAUCAAAGAGGAGAGCCACUCUUCUGAGACUGUCCAUCUGAGGCUGAAAAUCAGAGCGCUGAUAAUCGUCCUCCUCCUGACCACAAGCUUCUUUCAAAUCUCACAAUGUGUACAGGUUACAGACAGUGGGUACAGCUUCUCCUUGGAGGCAGUGAAGACCCUGAAAAAGCUUAUGGAGACUGACACGAGUACAAACCCGCGACAGACCUACGGCGAUGCAUUGUCCCUACGUGCCGACCCUGACCUGCCAGGAGAGUUCAGAGUGCUGUGCGGAAAAGAUGAUGCUGACGAAGUCUUCCAGCAUCUGGGUUGUGAAAUCAUCAGUCCUAUAGACCCCUGUGAGAUCUGCGCCAACGUGGCCUGCACCGGCUGUUAG
Cyprinus carpio (common carp) is the source of this 414-nucleotide messenger RNA. RefSeq names its product guanylin-like. The transcript has 4 exons. Gene Ontology annotation, cellular component: extracellular region. Lineage: Eukaryota; Metazoa; Chordata; Actinopteri; Cypriniformes; Cyprinidae. The coding region runs from base 1 to 414 and encodes 137 amino acids. The record is from RefSeq and is a predicted model, not a curated record. Gene Ontology annotation, molecular function: guanylate cyclase activator activity.